Molecule: messenger RNA, 1221 nt
Organism: Hibiscus syriacus
Lineage: Eukaryota; Viridiplantae; Streptophyta; Magnoliopsida; Malvales; Malvaceae
Exons: 4
Coding region: 1-1221 (406 amino acids)
Source: RefSeq, a predicted model, not a curated record
AUGGAAUUAAUCCUCCCAUUAAGAGAGGGAGAGGUAGACCAACAAAGGGUGGUAGCAAAGGUGCUAUGGGAGGUUCAAAAAAAGAAGUUUGAAGUCCUUAACUCUAUAGACCCUGAGAGUUUGUUAGUUGCUGAAGACUCAGGUAAGAAGCAACGAGUAGCUUCUCUUGGAGUGACUAAGAUCAUCCAAGACCUGAAGCUAAAAAAGAAAGAGCAUGUUGAAAAGCAAAAGAAAGUGUUGAAAUGGGCUCGUAGCUGUCGAAUCAGCAUUUUGUGUAUGCUUGAAACCAGAGUUAAGGAAAGCAAUGCUGGGGAUAUUGUGCAUCAGAAUUUCAGUGACUGGGAUUCGUGUUGCAACUACAAUCACUCAACAAAUGGUCGCAUCUGGACUCUUUGGCAUAGAAGUUUAAACUGCACUAUUCUUUCUGUGUUUGAUCAGAGCAUUUCUUUGAAGAGUUCUUUUAGGGGGAAGGAGUUUGUUAUAUCUGCAGUUUAUGGUUUAAAUGAAGGGUGCCCUCGAAGGCAACUUUGGAAUCAAUUGAGCUCUGUGGGGUGUACUGUUGGGAAAUUACCUUGGUUAAUCGGAGGAGACUUUAAUGUCAUCCUAAACACCGAGGAAAGCUCGACUACUGUAAGUGCGGCAACCAAUGCAGAUAUUUCUGAAUUUCAUAAUUGUGUGGAUGAUUUGGGAGUGUUUGACCAUCCUUACACUGACUCCCGGGGAUUCCUCGGAUCACUGUCCAGCUCUGAUUUGGCUCCAGCUGUGGGUAACCCUGCUCAAGUUCUCUUUUACAAACUAAAAAGACUUAAAGGCUGCCUCAAGGAGUUAAACCGAGAAUAUUUCAAUGACAUAUCUAAUCGAGUCAAGCUGAAUAGAGAGGAUUUGAUGAAUAUCCAGCUGGCUAACCUGAAUUCUGCUCAUUCUAGUAGUAACAUCGCCUCUGAACUGGAAAUUGGCAAGGAGCUGCAAGCCCUUGAAGAAGCUGAGCUGCUCUUUUAUAAGCAGAAAGCUAAAGCAGAUUGGAUUAAUGAGGGGGACCAGAGGACUCGUUUUUUUCAUUCUAUGGUGGCAUGCAAAAGGAAAUCAAACACAAUUAGGGUGCUUUACAAUCAGGAUGAGCUAAGAUUGGACACAUUUGAAGAUUUUUCAAAUGAGGUGAUCGAUUUUUUCCAGAGGCAACUGGGGGUUGCUGACCGAAAUAUCACGGGCAGUAAUGUUUAA